UGCCCACUUCCAAAAUGGCGUUCAUGGCCACGCCGAAAAUGCAGCGUGAAGCCGCAGUUCUGCCAUCACUCAAGAUGGCUGCCCCCAUCAAGAUGACCGGGGUGUGCCGGGGGGAUAGGGGCUGCACGAUGCUCUGAGACGGUCUAGCGUCGGACCAUGUGGAAGUUUCUGGGAUUGGGGAGCCGGAUGAUGGGAGGUGGGGCCCGUGGGGGGUAGAGGGAGGAAUAGCAUCCUUUCCCAGGCUAACCCCUGCCCCUCCCCGUCCUCUGGACUGAAAUGGGGAACACGCUGGGCCUGGCACCGAUUGGGGCUUUGCCCCGCCGGAGCCCCCGUCGAGAGGAACCUCUGCCCAACCCCGGGAGCUUCGAUGAGCUGCACCGGCUAUGCAAAGACGUAUUCCCAGCACAGAUGGACGGAGUGAAGCUCGUGGUCAACAAGGUUCUGAGCAGCCAUUUCCAGGUGACUCACGCCGUGCACAUGAGCACCCUGGGGCUGCCGGGCUACCACCUCCACGCGGCCUAUGCGGGGGACUGGCAACUCAGCCCCACUGAGGUGUUCCCCACCGUGCUAGGGGAUUUGGACAGCAGUGGCAGCCUUAACGCCCAGGUCCUGCUCCUCUUGGCAGAGCGGCUCCGAGCCAAGGCUGUCUUCCAGACACAGCAGUCCAAGUUCCUGACAUGGCAGUUUGAUGGCGAGUAUCGGGGUGGUGACUACACGGCCACGCUGACCCUGGGAAACCCUGACCUGAUUGGGGAAUCGGUGAUUGUGGUCGCUCACUUCCUGCAGAGCCUCACUCAUCGGCUGGUGUUGGGAGGGGAGCUGGUUUAUCACCGACGGCCAGGAGAAGAGGGAGCCAUCCUGACCCUGGCCGGGAAGUACUCGACUGUACACUGGGUGGCUACACUGAAUGUGGGAUCAGGUGGGGCCCAUGCCAGCUAUUACCACAGAGCGAAUGAGCAGGUUCAGGUUGGAGUGGAGUUUGAGGCAAACACAAGGCUACAAGACACAGCCUUUUCCUUUGGCUACCAUCUGACCCUGCCCCAGGCCAACAUGGUGUUUAGAGGCAUGGUCGACAGUAACUGGUGCGUGGGCGCCGUGCUGGAGAAGAAGAUGCCCCCACUGCCCGUCACCCUGGCCCUUGGCGCCUUCCUCAAUCACUGGCGCAACCGAUUCCACUGUGGCUUCAGCGUCACUGUGGGCUGAGGUCGUCCCAGAGCCCCCACAGCAGCUGCAACCCCUGAGUCAGGUGCCCCCGGGCCAGAAAUGAGCCCCUCUCCGGAGCCCCCCUUGCUGGGUGACCUCGAGUUUCCGGGAGCAGAGUGGGGGACAGCACCGUGCCCUCCUCAGAACUGGAGCUGGGGAGGCAGUGGCUGGAGGCUCCCCCUCUGCCGCCAGCCCCAGCAUCAUCCUCUCAUGUUUGUGCCUCUGGACGGCGGGAGGAGGGUUAGGGUGUAUGUGUGGCCCAGCUGUCCCCCGUCACUCUGCCCCUCACUUCCCUGUGGAUUAAAGCACCUCGCCUCUUCCUCAUCAGA
This is a messenger RNA of Pteropus alecto (black flying fox), 1532 nucleotides long. It is a transcript of the gene TOMM40L, whose product is annotated as translocase of outer mitochondrial membrane 40 like. The record is from RefSeq and is a predicted model, not a curated record. Lineage: Eukaryota; Metazoa; Chordata; Mammalia; Chiroptera; Pteropodidae. Gene Ontology annotation, biological process: protein import into mitochondrial matrix. Gene Ontology annotation, cellular component: mitochondrial outer membrane; mitochondrial outer membrane translocase complex. The transcript is spliced from 10 exons. Gene Ontology annotation, molecular function: transmembrane protein transporter activity. The coding region runs from base 277 to 1203 and encodes 308 amino acids.